Molecule: messenger RNA, 5514 nt
Organism: Cinara cedri
Lineage: Eukaryota; Metazoa; Arthropoda; Insecta; Hemiptera; Aphididae
Source: the annotation of a GenBank genome assembly
AUGUCCCGCGUACCCGGUCUACCCACAAACGUCGAUGGUCAUUUGCGAGUAUUUGAUAAACCGGAGACGAGCGUUGUGCGCAUAUUUUACUGUUUACGCGACACGCGGGCGCUGGAACGUACGACCUGUUUUAGGGUAAAACGGUCGUGACCGAAAUAAAAUUGAAACUGUUAAGUCAACCGACUCGAUUUAACCGAUCAAAUACCGACUAAUACGCUGCACAGUAAAUUGUCGAAAACGUUUUCGCACGCGGAGAAAGAAAUUUUCCUACGUGCCCGGCAAUAAUCGAUAUUAAAGUAACGAAUCAUCGCCAUAACGCCUACCGAACAAACACGCGAAUCGGUUUAUAAUUAUACUUAAUAUUCAACAUCGAUACAUUUUCGAAAAACUAAACAUAAUAUAGGUAAUGUUUUUUAUAGACUCUAAGUGCAAUGAAGAACGUAUCGGUUUUACAAAGAUGUUAAUUUUUUCUUACAUAAACACUUUUUCUACCAGAAAGCUUACUCCGGUGUGUGUGGUGUAGACGUUUUUCCGAAAGGAGAUUUUCUUGAGGUUGGUACUUUGGGGGGGAGGGGGGCGGGUCGUUUUCCGAUUUUCUCGGGAUUUUUCUCAUCGAAUGUGAAAAACCAGGAAAAAUGGAAAAAUCGGUACAAUAUUAAACGAAUGUCAUUAAAGAAAAUUUAUAAUGCACCGUGUUUAAUCAUUUUACCACAAUAUGGCGUGUAUACUGUUGUUAAAGCAUCACUAUAAACCGAUAUACGUACGAUUCCCCUCUAUAUCCUACCCUCCCGACGUCUCGCCUACAACAGUCACCCACCCGUCGUACGGAGUAUGUGUCCGUAUUUCUAUCCGUGUAUACUCUUAUUGUUCCGGUACAUUAUUUCGUAUUGAUUCAUUGUCCGACGAUGGCCUACGGCCGAAACAUGUCGUAAAAUAAUAAUAAAAAAAAAUACGACAGCAAUACUCGCGGCUUAUACACUUUAAUUCGUUUUCGUAACAACGCAAGUCGAUUUUUUUGUUUAAACGCGGAAACGUGGCAUUUAUAAAAAAACGGCGUACGGUACCGGGGCCGAUCGCGAGGGGCGAAUACGAUGACUCGCGAGCUGGCGGAGAUGCACUCCUACCUCCCCGUUAUUAUACGUCACCUGUACAUCUAUACGUUACGGUGCUCGUGUCCGGCGCAGCGAUUUUCCGGAAACGUAUUUCCCGCGGAUUUUUUUUUUCUCCGAUAAUACCUCCUUAGUCGUUAUUAUUGCGCGCUCUGCCGAUUGACGUUUCCGGCGGGAUAUAAUAUCGCGACUGUCGAACGAAAAAACGACAGACAAACAAAUACCUCUAUAACAUAUGUAAUUUAUUCGUUCUCGCAUACAUACAUAAAAUAUGCAUAAUACAAUAACGCCGCGACGUCGCAUCGGUCCUUCGCGUUUGCCGGUAUCAUUGUAAUGGUUUAUUAAAAAAUACGCUCCGAAUAUGAAAAAAAAAAAAAAUAUUUCAUUACGAUAUACGAUCGAAUAAAUUAUACGCGAACCGCGAGGGAAAUUAUUGCGGCCGGACCCGUGUCCUCGAAAGUCGGCGUAUACGUACAACAUUAUGCGUUUUAACGUGACAAGUGCGGCGAAAUAACAUCGUGUAUCACGGACGCAAUACGCGGGUAGAGCGUAUGCUGUUUUCAUUUUUCUACGUGUAUCCGCCUACAAUGUAAUAUGUUUGUUUUCGUCGCGUUAAUAUUAUAUGCAAACCGACGGCAUUACACGCAGUGUGUGCACGUAGAAAAAUCGCACAAAAACCGACCCGGCGCGCGCUUUUGUUUAUUUAUUUUCAAUUUUUUUUUUUUUUUUUUUUUUUUUUGUAAAAUAACGUGUAUGAAACAAAUCGAACGUCAAUGUCCGAGGUUCGCCGCGAGUCUGCGGCACAAACGAGAGUUAUAUAGUGUUAAAAGUCGAACCCGAUUUUUAACUUUUGGUUUUCGGUCGACCAUAAUUUGUUUCGUUUCGUUUCGUUUUAAACGAACUCGUGGUACGACCAGCCGAUUUCGGAUUGCGCCGCGCCGAGCCGAAUUUAUUAUAAUUUCGUUUGGUUUUGGAAUUUUUUUUUAACGGGACGCCGAUACCGAUGCGCGCGCGCGUACGGGGUGGAAAAUCGUUCGCGUUCAAUAAGCGGAGACGAGUUCGCGCGGCGGUUAACUGCGACGCCGGACCGAACUGACCACGAGCCAUCGAACUCGAUAACGUCAUUACGGCGUUGUCGUGCCCGUGCGGUGUUUCGAUCGUUUUCGUCGGCCGGGUUACAAGCGUAUUGAUCCCGGUGACGGUAAAAUAAAUCGCGGCCCGCGCGUUACAGCGCGAUGAUAAGCUAAUAUAGAUAUUGUGUCGACGUCGCGGUAUAAUCGAUAGCGGGGAGCGGGGGCGCGUACGGGACGGUAGGGGUUGAGGGGAGGGUCGAGAGAGAACGGCCCGUUCGCGCGUCGCGUACGCGCGCGCACGACACGCGCUCCGCAUGCCCGUCAACGUGCGGCGGCGCGACGAUAAAAUAACGCGUUCGACGGCGCGACAGUUCCUGUUCAACGGCAAUCGCGCGGGGUGAGACGUUUACCGCGGCCCGCCGGAGACCGACGUGCGUAACGGCGGUAACGCACGCGUGCACCGUAGCCGACGGAAUGCAAUGCGAUUCGUCCGGGGACGUGCCGGUUUCCGCGCGUAAAACGCGCCGUACCGUCGGAAUUCGUCGAGUACACACGAAACGUGCGACAUUUAAUUUGCGAUUCGAAAACCGCUUACGGGCGCGUGCCCGUACCCGUGCGCUGUUACACACACACACACACACACACACACACUGACCGCCACGUGUUUUUUUAUUGAAUUCACGCGAAAGAUCGAAAGAGUGCGGUGAUUUUACCUGCAAAACCAAAUUGAACGACAAGAACGAAGAGCGAAAUGCGUACACAUUGUCCCGAAUUUGAACAUAAACGGCCGAAAAAUUGUGUUUACGAGUGAAAAGCCGUCCCGGGAUAAUGGGGGCGGGUGCAGCGUUACAGGUGAGCGAUCGGGAAUGUAUAGUAGAGGGAAAAUGUAAUGUGUACCUGUAAGCACCGAUAACGAAAAACGAUCCCGGGCGGAGUUCGGUCGAUAGUGCAGCUUCGCCGACAAUACGUAUAUACGUAUAUGUCAUGCGGCGGUAAAACAAUAGCGUGUGUAUUAUGUGUUUUCAUUGAUAAUUGUCCGUUUAAUACCGUACCUACUCUCCUGUUUUUCCCAAGUUUUCCCGCGGUUUUUCGAAUUGAUUGGGAAACCGUCCCUUUUAGAAAAUGCGCCAUCACUGUAAAUCGGAACGAAAUCCCGAGUAGAAAAGUUGUCCGCGGAAAAAAAAAUAAAACAAACAUUGUAAAAUCAGUGUAUUCUUCGCUUCGCUCAGACUCUAAAAUCUAAACGAAACGUAACAAAUGUAUAAUAUUCGAUAUUAUCAGCUGUUGUUAUUAUAACAUAGUAAUGUUUUACGGUUGAAGGGCAUAUCGGGUAUGAAAAAUCAAUAGAAGACAAUUUAUACUACACUCAACAGACAUUCAACUCGGAAGAGCGUUAAAGCCGUAAACAUUUCUGUCGGAAGACAUUGAAAAUGUAGGACGCGAACGGGAAAAGUAUUGGGGCACGUGGAUUGGAACGAGACUUAAAAGUUGAGAGACGUUACGCGACGUGACUCGUACGCAAAAUUAACAUCAAAAUAACGAUACAUUAAGGGAUCCGUGUCAAAAACUGCAAUGAUUCGAGUUCGACUCGACGUUACUGUUGUUGUUAUAAAAUGUAAAUGAUAUUUAAGUGGCGUUUAAUAUUGAAAAAAAAACACCGAGCCCGUAAUAUUAUGAAUUAUUGUUAUUAUUAUUGUUGUCGUUGUUGUUACUAUCAUUGCGUACGGAUAUUCAAAACCGUAGUGCAGUCUUGACGAUUAUAUUCGCGACCUUGGAAUAUUGAAAUUACGCCGCGAUAUCCAUUUACCAUAUUUUAUUGCGGUCACCGUUCGUAUAAUUAUAAUAUACGAGUAUAUUAUUAUACGCGUGUGAUCAUGUCGUGCACGUUGCGGGCUGUACUUGUGUAUAAUAUAAUUAGUUUAAUAAUUAUUAUUAUUAUAAUUUUGUAAAUUUUCGGAUAAAAUGUUCCGAGGUUUAGACACCGAGCGAAACGAGGAUGUAUGGGGGUGUCUUACAAUGAUAUUUAUUAUUUUUUAAUCUGUAAAAAACAUUUUUACCAGAAACGUCCGCUCCGGUUUUCAAGUGUAGUGCCUUUUCUAAAAGGCGAUUUUACCCGGGCGGUAAUUAAACGAGGUUAAUUUUUGGACUUUCCAAACGGUUUUCGUAAUAAUCGCGAAAACCCAGGUAAAAACUUACGGAAAUGUACUUAUACGAAAUGUUUUAUUUUCGGUUUUGUUUUUUUUUAUAGCAGAUUCAGUUGGAAAUAUUCGUAGAGACUAGAAAUUCGGAUGCAAAACUAAAAAAAAAAAAAAGAUAUAAAUCGAGAAAGUCUGUAUUUUACUAGUAAAGUUAAAAAUAUUUAAAUCCAUUUAUAAAAAAAAAAAUAGAUAAUAUGAAUAAAAUAAUUUUAACUUUUAUGAAAUAUAAAAUAAAUAUCUGUAUUUUAAUUAGUAAGACGUGUAAUGAAUGACGUUGUUGACCCGAGUGCAGUUCGGUACAAUCUAUAACAAAUAAUACACGAUUUUCUUAAACAGGAGCUUAAAAAGGAAGUUCAGGACCUAAAAAAGAGUUUAACGGAAGUCGGAAGUUUAACCGAAGUAAAAAAUGGUUUAGAAUUGGCAUUUUAUUCCGAUGAUAUACGUGUCUCGGAAAACGCUCCAUGGUUUGGUCAGUGUAUACGAAUAAAUAUUUUUUACAGUUCUUAAAUAUUUAAAAUUUAUGUGGCUAUAAUAGAGUUUUUUUUUUUUUUUUAAGAAUCCUGUCUUAAAAUUGUACAAGACGCACUUACUAUGUUGAACAAUCCACAGUUCUAUUCAAUUAGUUUUUCACUCGGUACGCCAUUUAAUUAAAUUUUAACUGUAUUUGAUUUCUAACAAAUAGUUUUCUUUUUUUAAGAUCGCGUGUUUUCAUUUAAAGAAAAUAUUAUUAACAGUAUUUCAUCUGAACCAAUAGAUAUUAUUGGGUUCACCCAUAAUGUCACUAUAUUCAUAAGUCUUGCAGUGUCCAGUAAAGUGUCCGAUACUCAAAGUGAAAAAUUAAUUAUAUUUCAUAAAGUGUUUAAUAGCCAUUUUAUUCAUAAUUUAUAAUUAAUUUUCUUUAAAAUAUAUUUAGAAUUGCUUAAGAAGCGUACAGAAGUAGGAAAGAUAGCUAUUCAAAUUCUGAAAGCUUGGAACGCAGAAAAAAAUGCGAAUGAAUACAUCAAAAGACUAGUAAAUACUGUUAACCACAUAGAGUCUAUUGUUGCAUUGGAAGAAAACGGAUCAUUAAAUGUAAACGGUGAGUUUAUUAACGAACGCAUAGAUGGUUUUAUGAAUGAAUCUUCUACAGAAUAG